Molecule: messenger RNA, 1382 nt
Organism: Aspergillus glaucus CBS 516.65
Lineage: Eukaryota; Fungi; Ascomycota; Eurotiomycetes; Eurotiales; Aspergillaceae
Exons: 2
Coding region: 247-1248 (333 amino acids)
Source: RefSeq, a predicted model, not a curated record
AACCAAAUACUACUGGCUUUCUGAAUGCGGUGUGGAUAGUAUGAUCUAUAACGGAAUGCAGCUGAUUAUUUAUACGUGGACCAAUCAAUCCUAGAAACCUUCCCGAGAGAUUGUCUACUGGACACAGUCAGGAUUGCACUAUAAAGCUCGCCUUUUAUUUCACUAUCCCUUGUGAAAAUAAUAACUCUACUUUGUUACUGAUUGCAAUUCACAUAAUUCUUUUUUUCAACCGAAACCAAAAUCAAAAUGGGCCAAUGGAUCAACAAUCACGAUUUCACUGCGGACACAAAAAGAAAAAAUGCACGAGAAGCCUCUUCCAAAGUGGAAGCUGAGUUAAGGCGUCCAUCCAUUUUUCCCAAAGAGGUCCUUUGGCAACCCGGUGAGUAUGGAAAAUGGGUUGAGUUGGAACGGGCUCUGUCCAGGAAGUUUGAGGAUGCGCAUGCUCACCGUGCCUCUUCAUUAACCGAGGUACUGCAAAAGAAUAUAGAUGAUUGUUAUCAUCCCACCCCGGAGGAUGAGAAGCCAUCGGCCGAGGCCAAGACUGCAGUGGCUGCUAGCAUCACCAAGGAUAUUGUGGUGUACUUGCUAGCGGAGUCGGUGCAGAAUGGAGAAGCAAUUGGGAUGCGGAUCUCCUCAAUCAGGGAGGUCAUUGGGAGCUCAAGAAUAAAAAUGUCGAACGACGAUGUCAAACGGAUGGAAAUGGCCGUUAACGAAAAGAAAGCUCUCAAGGAUAUUAUUUCCAGUGAGCUCCAGACCGAUAUUCAAAAAAUCGACAAGUACCUCUCUGUGGUUGAACCUCUGUCCACACUAGCCACUAGUCAAAAGAUCCUUGGCGGGAUCUUUAACCCUGAUACCCUCAAAAUCGACACCUUCCCUUCGGAAAGCUACAAUACUUGGGACAAGAAACGCGCCCAUGACGCUAUCAAGUGUCUCUGUGCUGAAGAAUGGAUCACUGGUGGCAAAGAUAAAGGCCUGAUUGCCUUUUUUGAUACUGAUGAGAAGGCUCAUAUUUUUGGAAUGAUGUUUCAAGACAUUGAGUGGUCGAAUGACCCAGUGAAUCUGCGGGCAGAGAAGUCCAUCCUUGAAGCAUUUAGUGACAACAAUGCAAUUGACUUGGUGUUGGAAUAUGUCGUUCCCCAGGUCAACGACGAUGCAAAGGCCAAGUUGGCCGUACUUUGGAAGCGUGGACGUGAUUUGUAUACCUGUGGGCGACGAUCGCUGAGUAUGGAUUUGUUGAAGGGUCUUUGAGGUUGAUUUACUAGCUAUUCUCGGUGCCCUUAUUAAGGUGGUAGUCAAGUUUGAGUUCAUUAUCUAGUUUUUGGACUGGUACACACAACUUCAGACGAGUUCUUUACUCUAGUCAAGCUACUUAUCUACCUCUC